Molecule: messenger RNA, 2781 nt
Organism: Pimephales promelas (fathead minnow)
Lineage: Eukaryota; Metazoa; Chordata; Actinopteri; Cypriniformes; Leuciscidae
Source: RefSeq, a predicted model, not a curated record
CAAUACUAUUGUUGUGCCAUAUUGUGUACCCAUGUCCAGGUGGAGAGAGAGAAAGCCACACUGAGCAGCACUGUGCAUGACCUUCAGCAGCAGUUAGUCCAGUCUAAAGAUGCUAUCAGUGAGCAACAGGUGAAGAUGGAUCAGCUGACCCAAUGUUUGGAGACCCUUCAGAGUACAGUCUCGAAAAGGACUUGUGAACAAGGGAAUGGAAUGAGCCUGUCUCCCAGAUCCCUUCAAAACCAAGAGUCUGAUAGCGGCAUCAACUAUUACGAAGUGGAUGCAAAAAGCACAGAAGUACUAGAGAUUCGCAUGCAAGCGGCAAAUGAGGAGCUUGCACAUCUGCGCAAGGAGCUGAAAGAAGCUGGCGAACGCUCAAAGGCCCUGGAGGGGCGCUGCAAGCAGGAGAAAGAACGCUGGAGGGGUGAGGCUCAUGAACUCGUUGAUAAAAUUCGACAGUGUAUCACUGCUAGCCGUCAGGACCAGGAGCGAAUAGGACAAUUGGAGCGAGAAAUCGGCGCUACGCGACAGGUCGCCACCGACUCUGAAGGCCACCUCAGUGUUGCGCAGGAGGAGCUUCUUGCCUUCUCUGAGGAGCUGGCUAACCUUUACCAUCAUGUGUGUGUUUGUAAUAACCUCACGCCUAGUCGCGUUACACUGGAUUACUAUCGUGAAGGAGCCCAAGCAGGGAGAACGCACAACCAUUCACAGCCCCACCACUAUCGCGGAUCCUUCCGCAUGCACAGGCGGUCGGGUGAAGUGUUGGACUUGGGCAGCGGAGGAAGCGGAGAAACGUCCUCUAGCUGCGGAAGUUGUCCAGGGUCUCCUACAUUAGACUUCAGGGACCCAACUAAUGUGCGCAAUCUGGUAGCUGUCAUACGCUGCCAGAUUAAACAUUUACAGGUGGCGGUGGACCUAUGCAGGCAGCGCAACCUGUUGUCCUAUCCAGCAGCAGGAGAAAGCACUGAUUCAGACCGUGAGACAGAGGCACUGCUUGAGGAAGUGUUAAAACUGAAGUCCCUGCUUAGUACCAAGAGAGAGCAGAUAGCCACUCUCAGAACUGUCCUAAAAGCCAACAAACAGACGGCCGAAUUGGCUUUGACCAACCUGAAGACAAAGUAUGAGACAGAGAAGUGCAUUGUGGAUGAGACGAUGAUGAAGCUGAGAAAUGAACUGAAAGCUUUGAAGGAGGAUGCAGCCACCUUCUCCUCCCUACGGGUCAUGUUUGCUAGCAGAUGUGACCAGUACGUAACUCAGUUAGAAGAGAUGCAGAGACAGCUCGCCGCCGCUGAGGAUGAGAAAAAGACACUCAACUCUCUCCUCCGCAUGGCCAUUCAGCAGAAACUGGCAUUGACCCAGCGGCUGGAGGACCUGGAGACUCCUCUGUCUCCUCUCAGUAACGGUGGGAGCCCACGCUAUUCCCGGACCAAGCAUCUGACCAAAUCGGGCCGAGCACCGCGGAGCCCCAUGAGAAGCAGUCCACGCUCCAGUCCGGUGCUGGUUUCUUCUGGCCCGCAGAACAUAAGCAGCCACUUGAGGGUGUUCUCUCGUAGCCUUCACAGCAGCCCCAAAUGAAAGCCUCCUUGUGUCCUACCUCUGUGCUCCAGUGUACAUGGACCAUGUUCAUGAACACCCUCACCCUGCAGACCUCUCCUCUUCCUCAUCAGACCUCACCUCAUUGGAUCUCUCAUCAUGUCCCUCAAGCCUCUCCCACCCUCUCUCUCUUGCCUGUUUUCCAUGUGCCCGUCUUGUUUUUGUUUGUUUGGAUCAAUAAUUUUCAGCUUUAAGACACUGAAAGCUGAACACUGUCAUGUCAUCUCACGAUUUUUCCUUAUUCAUGAACAUAUGUACCAAACCAAAAACUCUUACUUGGAGAUCAGUAUUAUUUGAAGUCUAACUGGCUGUGACUGACCUUUUAUUAUGCUAGCCAUAGAUAAGCACACCUUGUUUUGGUUUUAGCCAUUAUAAAACUGAAUUUUUAGGUAUCAAUGAAGACAUUCCUCUGGUAUAACUGACCAGUUGUGCGGUUCUUCUACUACUCAUUGGUUAUUGACAUGUAACUUGCAUUGGCCUUUAAAUAAAUGCGUACAGUGUAACCAGUAAUCAGAACAAUCAACUAUGCAGAGGUACAAAGACUUUUGCUGCUAAUUAGCUCAUGCUAAAUAAUAAAAUUAACAAACUGCCAGUUUAUCCUACCUAUAACACGGGGUUAACCACCAGCACUGUUAAGACAAAAGCAAUUUAUUUGAUGUAGUAUGAUAGUGGAAAACUGCUGUGACGGUUGUUCAUGUCAACAUUGACGGGAAAACUAUAAUAGCAUUUAAAAUAGUGCCUUAAUAUUUUGGAGUUUUGAGUGAAGCUUUGUAGAUAAUUGGUUUAAUAUUUCGUUAAGUGUAAUGAUGGUAAAGGUUUUUGUUGUUUUAAGACUAAUUAUGGACAUUUACACAUGCAUGUGCAAAUUACAUGCAUGUUACAUUCCCUGCAAUAGGUUUGUUUUGUUCAUUUACCCCUAAGCAACCAAUAUUUUACUGUUCUUGUCAGAACCGUGUGUGUGUAUGUAAGAUGUGUCGACUUGAUUGUCAAAACUUUCAUCUUGUUUUCAGUCAGUCAUGUUUCUAGAUUCCAAAAAUGCUUCCUGUUGUAUUUUUAUUGUUGUUUAUUUUUUAACUUGAUUUCCUUUUAUAUUUUAUUGUUCAACCCUACAAAAUAAUAAUUAUGAAAAAUCUGGUCUUGUUUGUGAAGGGAAAGAAAUGUAGUGCAAAAAUAAAAUUCUUUUCAAUGUUC